AAAUGUAGUGCUUUUCUGACCCCUUGGAACUAACUGUUAAAACACUGAAUAUACCAGGUCUUGCUUCCAUCAUCGGGUGCUUUAAGUUACAUUGUGUGUUGCAUGAAACAGGACCAGCUGCUCAGGGGGAAGGUGUUCUGCUCACGUGGUCAGAAGGGCAUUUCCUCUUCUGGGCGGUGCCAAGGAGUCAGUGGUGCAGCCUUCCUUGAGUGGCAGGGCAUCUGAGGUUCUAUUAGUUGGGCUCCUUUAUGGUUUUUCUUCUUUGCUCUGUUUUUCUAACCUAAUGUGUCAAACUCAAAGGUCCUCUUGAAUCCUUUGUCCUGUUGUGAGCUUUUGCUUCCUUCCUCCUUGGAGUCAGACCCUGCACAGCUAAGGCAGUCUGCGUUCAGGAUGGCAAGCAGGGCCAGCUCAAGGGCUGUCAAGAACUUGUAAUUCUAGUUAGUUCAGUGUGAGUCUUUGAUUCUAGAACACUCCACGUAGGCACUAGAAGAAUGGGUAAAUACAGAGCAUUGCUGGCCUCACUGACAAAUUGGUAGGUGUAUGAAAGGAAUACCAGGUUUUACAAUGCUGUUUUUCCUCUUCUGCUAACUGAUUCUCACUCAACGGGUUAUGUUAGCUUCCUUCACAUAAAAACACUGAAGGACAUUUUGUAAGUGAGACGAACGAGUAUUCUGUGAGAAACGGUUUUGCAGAGCUUCUCGCCUUCUAAUUAAAUGGGUUAAGUUACCUCAUGAGUGCCAGAUUGCCCUUGUUUAGGGAGUGACCGUGAGAGCUAGUUUAGUUCCUAUGGUGCCUGAACAUCAAAGACCUUUUCCUGAGGUGAAAGUUUUCUCAUUUUGUUUCUUUGUUAUGUGAUGGUAGCUUGUUUUAACUUUUAUUUUAACAUUUUAACUUUCAUUUUAAGUGUUGAACACCUUCAGAACUGAUUUACCCCAGCCAGAAAGAAGACAAAUUAGUUUUUUGCCUUCAGGAUUUCAGGAAGGUUAGCCACCUCCUAGUGUUAGUUAGCCACCUUGUCAGUGCUGACAAGGGUGUUCAGUGACCAGGAAACCUGAUAAUUCCACAAACCAAUGACCCAUAGUAAAUAUGUAGACUUGCCAUUUUGUAUUUCGUGUGUAUGUGUGUUUUGACUACAUGGAUGUCCAUGCACCUCUUAUGUGCAGAUGGAGGCCAGAAAAGGGCAUCAGACCCCUGAGAUUGGAGUUACUGGUGGCCACAAUCCACCCUUAUGGGAAACAAACCCAGGUCCUCUAAUUACUAUCAGCUCAACUCUCUGACAGUCUUCUUUUUUAUUUUUCUUAUUCUAAUAUGACUUUUUUUCCUAAAUAAAACACUCCUGCUUUAUAAACCCAAAGUCUUGCUUUAGCCUUUUCUCUUGGAAAGUGCCCUUCUUUGUUCCUUGGGAAAUUAUUCAUCUCCAAGGUCAUGUCAAAGAAUGAACUCAUGGAAGUCAGAGCCCAGCUUGCAGGAGAGGAAUGCAGUUCCGGGUUAGAGUAGUGGGCCUAGCAUGCUCCAGGCCCUGGGUUUGAUCCUCACCUCAACACACACUGAGACGUCCAACAACUUGAUAGACGUUAGCUGUUCACUGCCAGUGUCCCUGUCAUAAUCUCAUUGUUGCCUAAGCUGCACUUUUUAUUCUUGUGUUGUUAUAAUAGCAAGGCUUUAAAUGCACUAUACAUACUAAAACUAAGCCAGGUAUGGUGACAUAUGCCUGUUAAUCUCAGCACCCUGGAGGCUUAGGCAGGAGAAACAAGAGAUCAAAGCCAGCCUGAGCAGCUACGUGUGUGACAGGGUAGAGGUGUUCAGCAUGUGCUCGGAAGGUUAAAGGAGCUAACACCUCAGCUAAAUGCUGAGGGAGAAUGAAAGUCUGCCUAGAAAGAAGGCAGUAUAGAUUUGGACUCCAACCGUGUCCUUCAUUAUCUGCAUAACCCAGGGAAACCCUGCCCAUUCUGUGACUUCUAUUUCUUAUCUGUAAAUGGUUUGAUACUAGUAGAUCUUUAAUAGUAGUGUUGAGAGACUUUAGGUGAUAUAUUUGAAAUGCUUGGCAAAGUGCCUGGCUGUACCGUAGUCUCUUGAUGAUUUUUUGUUGUUGUUGUUUUUUUUUUGGUUUUUUUUUGUUUUCAAAUUUUUGAGACAGGAUUUUUCUGUGUAGCUCUGAUUGUUCUGGAACUUGUGAUGUAGACCAGGCUGGCUCCCAAAAUACAGAGCUCUGCCUGCCUCUGCCUCCCUAGUGCUUGGAUCAGAGAUAUGUACCGCCAUUCCAGUGGUUCUUGCCAAAUUUUAAUGAUUAUCAGUAUUAUUAGAAGAGAAUAAAGGAGAGGAAUUGCUGGGGGUAGCGAUAUGCUAUAUGUAGGCCUGGUCUCGACCUCAGUCUGGGAACCACUGGUGACUGGAGCAAGGCGGUAGCCAGAGGUGAGGCUUGAGUGGAGGCUGGAAGGUACAGAUCAGAUGAGUGGGCUCGGUGGUCUGACUAUAGCCUUCCUGAAUGUGGUGUUCUAAGUGUUCUGUGUGGAGAGUGUGACUGGGUGGGGGGGUCUCUGUUGUUGUUAGUCUUUGUUCUUUCACAGACAAAGAAUGUGAAGCACAGAGAUCAGUAACUAACUAGAUAGCAGGAAAGAGCUAUGAUUUGAGGCCAGCCAGCCCCCACUGCAGAUGUCUGCUCCACGGCUUCUACUGUGGAGGAAUGCAAAGAGAUUGCAGACUCCAGAAUAGUAAAGGAGAGUCACUAGGAGUUGAUAGUUGGAUGUGAAGAAAGAAGCAAAAGUGAAAGAGAGACUCCCCAUAGGCUUGGGCAGCUUGAAAGGCUCUAGAACUGCUCUGGGAUGGAGAAAUUCGAAGAAAGAAAUGAGGCAGCAAGAGACUGUGGUGAAUCAAGCGUGAGACCUACUGAUUUUGAAGUUACUUGGAGCCAUUGAAUAGGCACUUGGAUAUUCUGGUCUGAAACUCCCAAGAGUCCAAUUUGGAAUCACUGAUUUAGUAGCCAUUGGUGGACCUGUAGGCAAUUGUUGAAACCAUGGAAGCAGACAUUCUAAUAGAACCUUUUAGUUUCUCUGUAACAGGGAAUACAGUUUUAAGGUUAGAUUGGUUCCUUCCUUCAUUUAUUUAUUAAGCAAACUUUAUGAGGCUUCUGCUAUGUAUUAGGAGCUGGAGACCUAUAUACGAAUAAGCUGUAAAAUGUGUUUUAAAGUUGCUUGUGAUCCCUCUGGAGAGAAAGAAACUCAGUCAUGUGCAUGUGUUAGGUAGAAGUAUGCUGCAGUUGGCUUGCAGAGAUUUCCUCAUGUUAGCCCAGACACACAGUAAGAAGUGGCAGAAGUCACUACAGUAUGAAAGAGACCAGCGAAUCCGACUGGAAGAAACUCUUGAGCAGCUGGCAAAGCAGCACAAUCACCUGGAGAGAGCCUUCCGGGGAGCCACAGUGCUGCCAGCAAACCCUCCGGGCAGCGCUGGGUCUGGUAAAGAUCAGUGCUGUUCUGGCAAAGGGGACAUGAGCGAUGAAGAUGACGAGAAUGAGUUUUUUGAUGCACCAGAGAUUAUCACCAUGCCUGAAAAUUUGGGCCACAAACGUACUGGCAGCAAUAUCAGUGGGGCCAGCAGUGAUGUCAGCCUUGAUGAACAGUACAAGCAUCAGCUGGAGGAGACCAAGAAGGAAAAGAGAACCAGAAUACCAUAUAAGCCAAACUACAGCCUCAACUUGUGGAGCAUCAUGAAGAACUGCAUUGGAAAGGAGCUCUCUAAGAUCCCAAUGCCGGUAAACUUUAAUGAGCCCUUGUCCAUGCUUCAGCGCCUUACUGAAGAUCUGGAGUACCAUGAGCUGUUAGACAGAGCUGCAAAGUGUGAGAACUCUCUAGAACAGCUCUGCUAUGUUGCAGCCUUCACUGUUUCCUCCUAUUCCACUACCGUCUUCCGAACCAGCAAGCCAUUCAACCCUCUCCUUGGGGAGACAUUUGAACUGGACCGACUGGAGGAGAAUGGGUAUCGGUCCAUCUGUGAGCAGGUGAGUCAUCAUCCCCCUGCUGCUGCGCACCAUGCUGAAUCCAAAAAUGGCUGGACAUUGCGUCAGGAAAUUAAAAUCACCAGCAAGUUUCGAGGCAAAUACCUCUCCAUUAUGCCCCUUGGUACUAUCCACUGCAUUUUCCACUCAACUGGGCACCAUUACACUUGGAAAAAAGUUACCACAACAGUACACAACAUUAUUGUGGGCAAGUUGUGGAUAGAUCAGUCUGGUGAGAUUGACAUUGUAAAUCACAAGACAGGAGACAAGUGUAAUCUUAAAUUUGUUCCUUAUAGCUACUUCUCUCGGGAUGUAGCAAGAAAGGUGACAGGUGAAGUGACAGACCCAUCAGGAAAAGUUCACUUUGCCCUCCUGGGGACAUGGGAUGAGAAAAUGGAUUGUUUCAAAGUACAGGCAGCCUCCGGGGAGAAUGGGGGUGAUGCUCGGCAGAGAGGCCAUGAAGCAGAAGACAGCAGGGUCAUGCUGUGGAAGAGGAACCCAUUACCGAAGAAUGCAGAGAACAUGUACUACUUCUCAGAGCUUGCCCUCACUCUCAAUGCCUGGGAAGGUGGCACUGCUCCCACGGACAGCCGGCUGCGGCCCGACCAGAGACUCAUGGAAAACGGGCGUUGGGAUGAAGCAAAUGCUGAGAAGCAGCGCCUGGAGGAGAAACAGCGGCUUUCCAGGAAGAAGAGAGAAGCAGAAGCUGCGAAAGCCACGGAAGAUGGCACACCACAUGACCCCUAUAAAGCACUGUGGUUUGAGCGGAAGAAGGACCCUGUCACCAGGGAGCUAACCCAUAUUUAUAGUGGCGAGUACUGGGAAUGUAAGGAAAAGCAGGACUGGGGUUCUUGCCCAGAUAUUUUCUGAAGCAGCUGUAACUCAAAGGAAGAGGGCUGAUCGGAGAAGACGGCAGAGGAUGUGCGGGAAGGCUGGCAGUUGGGACUCUUACCGAGUGCUUUCCUCAAAUUUGUCUGUCUUAACCAAUCACUUUUUCCAAAUCAAUCACCAGAAGCAGACACCCGUGGUGGUGAUUGGCUGGUUGCCUUAGCUGAUUGACGCUGAAAUCGACGUAGUAGAUGCCCAUGUUUGUAAGGGAGUGGUUUAGUGGCUGGAAGUUAGUGUUCCUCUACAUCUCAAAGGCAAGUAAGUGUGCUUCCCUCUCGGCCUCAUUGAGAUGAUGUCAUUGACCCUCACCUGUGUCCUGCUCAGCCAAGAUCUGCAUAAGAUUGGGAUUCAGGAGCAUUUUGGUGCUGUUCAGAGCAAGAACUGAUUUUAAAGUUCCUUUAAAAAGAAACACAUAAGAUUUACCCAGCAGAGGCAUCACGCCUAGGUCUCAGUGUAUGAAGUGUACUCACACGUGGGAUUGCUGUAACAGGUCGUCGCGUGUAGAUAACUAAGGCUUUGGAGCAUCUGCAGGAGAGAGUGUUCUCUAGGGCUUGAAUAUUGAAUUAUGUUCUUGGAGAUUUUAUCUUCACUUGCAUACAAUUCCCCUCUGCGGUUUUGUCUACUUUGACAGCAACCAGGGGCCUCCUUGGUCGUUGAUAAGAGGGUCACACGCUCCUCAUAAAGGGGUUUUAUGGACUCCCUCAGGUGGAGAACCUCUGCAAACACAGGCAGGGUGGGAGAAGACUGCUAGCCACUUGUACCUUCCCAGUCCCUCCUCAUCCGUCUUUCGUUGCCUUUCUGGCUUCUGUUUCCUGGCACAGUACCAUUUUGAGUUUGUGCCACAGUCUGGAGCAAAACAUUGCCUGACCCAUUCUGUAUACUUCAGAAUCUUAGAGAAGUUCCUCUGCAACAAAUGUUUUCAUCUUGAAAGUCCCAGUAGAAUGGAGCCACUUCUGAAAUAAUGUGUUAAAUCAUCUGUAUAUUAUAUAUAUAUAUAUAUAUAUGUAGAGAAAAUCUAAUUUUUUCCCCCUUUCCCAUGAAGAAUCUUGGUUUUUUUAUAUCACCUGUCUCCCUGGGACUCUCUCAAGUGCGCGUUAAUAUGGGUUGGUGCCUCUGCUUUCCAUGUUUGAGGGACAUUGCAACCCCAAGCAGGGUCAUGUGUGGCAGUUGCUGAGCAGGGACAAGGAGGAAGGUUUUUGUGCCUACCCUGCGGCUGCCUCAGCUCGGCUUUGCCGAUCACACGUGGCUCUUGGAAAGGAAGUCCUGGUCUUUUUCCUGCCUCAGUUUCCUUCCCUAGGAGGCGUACGGGUAGAAAGUCAAGAGGGUGAUUUCUAGCUUCCUUAUGUCCCAGCUCAGGCUAAAUCCCAAAAACGUUUCCUUCCAAGGAUGAGAGCUAAGAGCGCUCGUGCUCUGUGGGAGCUGCUCCUGCUGGCACUGGCACCCUCCCUUUUUCUUUAUUAGUUCUAGUUUCCUGUUCAGAAAUGUAGCCCUUGUGCAACCCACCCUUGGUUGAGGGUCAUAAAUUGAGGUGCCUUCCUUGUGUACUUUUUGUUAGUGUUUUUGUUUUUGUUCCUUAACUGUUGAGCCUCAGCCAGUGUGGGUCCUUGGGGAAAAUAACCAUUCCAGAGGAAGCUAUCCCUCCAGGGAAAUUGGAUUUUACUGGGUAAAUUAGUAUUUUCAGUCCGUUCCCACUGACUCUCCUUCCUUAGAUAAAAUGAUCAAAGAUUGAGCACUAGGGAAUUUCCUCCUAAGAAGGCUUCCCCAGCACAAGGGGUUACUCCAGGGAGGCCCAUAAAAUGGGCGCCGUCUCGGAGGCUUUGGAUAGAAUGGAAAUUUCCCAAGGAACCUCUGUGCUUUCCCCUUUCCCUCUAUCUGCACUACAUUUCUAGCUUGAUUCCCAGAUCCCUGCUAAUGGAAGAAGCUUAGAAGUCCUGAAGAUGGAAUAAAGUCACAUGAAAGCAAAAUAAGACUAUAUAUAUAUUUUCAGUUUUUUUGCCUUAUUGCUUUUUUUCAAAAAAAAAAAACUACUAAAUUAAAUAAUUUUUAAAAAGC
Mus musculus (house mouse) is the source of this 6931-nucleotide messenger RNA. It is a transcript of the gene Osbp, whose product is annotated as oxysterol binding protein. Gene Ontology annotation, biological process: sterol transport; ceramide transport; intermembrane lipid transfer. NCBI's taxonomy places the organism in Eukaryota, Metazoa, Chordata, Mammalia, Rodentia, Muridae. The record is from RefSeq and is a predicted model, not a curated record. The coding region runs from base 3248 to 4861 and encodes 537 amino acids. Gene Ontology annotation, cellular component: cytosol; membrane; Golgi membrane. Gene Ontology annotation, molecular function: lipid binding; small molecule binding; sterol transfer activity. The transcript is spliced from 12 exons.